UCCAGCCAGACUCCUGCAAGCAGCACGGUCACCAGCCGCCACCAGCCCGGCCAGUGCCCACACUCAUGGAGCCCCGGCCGCUCCUCCUGCUCCUCGGCCUCUGCUCAGCUGGCCUGGUCCUGGGCUCUGAGCACGAGACCCGUCUGGUGGCAAAGCUAUUUGAACAAUAUAACAAAGUGGUGCGGCCAGUGGAGGACCACCGCCAGGCCGUGGAGGUCACCGUGGGCCUGCAGCUGAUACAGCUCAUCAACGUGGAUGAAGUCAAUCAGAUCGUGACAACCAAUGUUCGACUCAAACAGCAAUGGGUGGAUUACAACCUAAAAUGGAAUCCAGACGACUACGGUGGCGUGAAAAAGAUUCACAUUCCCUCCGAAAAGAUCUGGCGCCCAGACUUGGUUCUCUAUAACAAUGCAGAUGGUGACUUUGCCAUCGUCAAGUUCACCAAAGUGCUCCUGGACUACACUGGCCACGUCACGUGGACACCCCCGGCCAUCUUCAAAAGCUACUGUGAGAUCAUCGUCACCCACUUUCCCUUUGAUGAGCAGAACUGCAGCAUGAAGCUGGGCACCUGGACCUACGAUGGCUCCGUGGUGGCCAUCAACCCGGAAAGCGACAAGCCAGACCUGAGCAACUUCAUGGAGAGCGGGGAGUGGGUGAUCAAGGAGUCCCGGGGCUGGAAGCACUGGGUGUUCUACGCCUGCUGCCCCUCCACCCCCUACCUGGACAUCACCUACCACUUCGUCAUGCAGCGCCUGCCCCUCUACUUCAUCGUCAACGUCAUCAUUCCCUGCCUGCUCUUCUCCUUCCUGACCGGCCUGGUGUUCUACCUGCCCACAGACUCAGGAGAGAAGAUGACCCUGAGCAUCUCUGUGCUGCUGUCCCUCACCGUGUUCCUGCUGGUCAUCGUGGAGCUGAUCCCCUCCACCUCCAGCGCGGUGCCCUUGAUUGGGAAAUACAUGCUCUUCACCAUGGUGUUCGUCAUCGCAUCCAUCAUCAUCACCGUCAUCGUCAUCAACACCCACCACCGCUCCCCCAGCACCCACGUCAUGCCCGACUGGGUGCGGAAGGUUUUUAUCGACACCAUCCCAAAUAUCAUGUUCUUCUCCACAAUGAAAAGGCCGUCCAGAGAAAAACAAGACAAAAAGAUCUUCACCGAAGACAUUGACAUUUCCGACAUUUCUGGGAAGCCGGGGCCUCCACCCCCGGCCUUCCACUCUCCCCUGAUCAAGCACCCCGAGGUGAAAAGUGCCAUCGAGGGCAUCAAGUACAUCGCAGAGACCAUGAAGUCAGACCAGGAGUCCAACAACGCGGCUGAGGAAUGGAAGUAUGUUGCAAUGGUGAUGGACCACAUUCUCCUUGGAGUCUUCAUGCUCGUCUGUAUCAUCGGAACCCUGGCUGUGUUUGCAGGUCGGCUCAUUGAAUUAAAUCAGCAAGGAUGAGCAGAAAGCUGAGCUGAGCACCAGGCCCCAGCACCAGGAAGAGCAGAGAAAGGUGGGCAAACAGGAAGACGUGUCCACUUGGAUAUAAGCUCACUUAUCAAACAUUUAAUUUUCUGUUUGCAUGAUGAACCAUAAUAAUUUACAUUUAUAAGGUUGUGGCCUCAAAGUGUUUUCACCUUGCUUCUCCCUUCGAUCUCUGUCGGCCUGGAGAGUGAACCCCUUUCAGUAAAUCAAACUGGAUCGCUACAGUAAGUUUCCACCCCCAAUGGUGUCUGGAAGUUUUGCCCAGAAUAGCUGAGGUUUGCUGUUGGCUUGUUUUUCUAUUUUUAUUGAUUUAAGAAAAGAAUGUACCCUUGUCUUAAAAGCCAGUUUUGUGCCUAGUGGGAAAGCCCCACCUACCAGUCCCAGGAAGGUAAAGCAUUGGGUCUGGAGAGAAAGGAGACAGUAGACAGGCUGCCAAAAUGCAAAUUGCAUCAAGCCCCCGGUGAUAAAGUCCAUGUCUACAACUGGUGGCCGAGGAAAGCGUUUCCCAGUCUAAGACAGCAUCUGGGUUUGAUGCUCAGGGUUUGAGGGAACACAGGUCCUGAUUCCCAGGCACGAGGGAAUCACCUCACAGACAAGAUUUCUUUCAUCCUCAUGACUUUCGUGCAGACGAGCAAACUGAACCUGAGGGAGGUUAAGUUCAUUGCCUAAACCAGUGGUUCUCAACCUUCUGGCCCUUUAAAUACAGUUCCUCAUGU
Molecule: messenger RNA, 2179 nt
Organism: Myotis lucifugus (little brown bat)
Lineage: Eukaryota; Metazoa; Chordata; Mammalia; Chiroptera; Vespertilionidae
Gene: CHRNA1
Product: cholinergic receptor nicotinic alpha 1 subunit
Exons: 9
Coding region: 66-1439 (457 amino acids)
Biological process (GO): signal transduction; monoatomic ion transmembrane transport; chemical synaptic transmission
Cellular component (GO): postsynaptic membrane; neuron projection; synapse
Molecular function (GO): transmembrane signaling receptor activity; acetylcholine-gated monoatomic cation-selective channel activity
Source: RefSeq, a predicted model, not a curated record